UAAUAUACAUCUACAAGACUUGUAAAUCUUACAAGCAAAUCUACAAGAACAACAAGCCCCCCUGCGAUGCUCACAAUUUAACAUGGCUGUGAGUAUUGACCGCCUGAAACUAGAGACAGGGAUAACAGAGCUGCAGUUGGAGUGCAGGAUAGAUGACAAUGUCUUGAGGAGAAUAGCUAAGGAGUUUGAUGGUUGGGAGAAAUUUGUAGGGUCACCCGGAUUGAAGCUCAGCGAGGCACAGAAAGCAGACGUGAGGGAUUGUGUAUUUUUAAAGGGACAUGAGAUGGGUGUGGUCAAAGCGCUCAAGUUUUGGUCAGAUGGACGUCCGCACAAAACUAUUGGAGAUCUGGUCAACAUAUUUAUGGAGCUGGAUGAGUUAGUUUUGGCGGAGAAGCUGUGUACAACUGCCAAAGAAGUGCACUCAUCACUCAGUGAGUUAGAUACAACAGACACAGAUUCUGAUUCCUCACAUUCUGAAGGCGAAGUAGCCUCGAUCCCAGGCCGCUCUUCCUCGAAGAGAGGCCUUGUGAAGGAGGCUAAAGGCGAAGGAAUAAUCUUGGCUGAAGAGGUAAGGAAGCUGGAGGAACAGUUUAACAGUUUACAAGAAUCAGCUCAGUCUGAGCUGAUUAAAUCAGGAGUUACUGUACAGGCAUUCAGGCGAUCACUGCCAAGAAUGUCUUGCUCAAUAAAGGCUGAACACAAACAAUAUCUUGAAGAAAAGUAUAUUGUUUUUAAAAGAGCAGAAACCAUUGACGAUAUCUUUUAUUACCUUAGCCUUUACCUCAGCUUCAUCGACUUUAGCCUUCUGGAGCAUAUAAUAAAUUGCUUUGGCACUCCUGAGCUAAAGCACGCAAUGACUCAGUAUUCAUUACUCAUGGAGAAAUUUCGGAAGGAUACAAAGGUUGUUGAUAUCCUCCCUCACUUGUCUGGCUGCAUCGAGCCUCCACCAGAAUAUGUGAGAGUGAAGAUGAAGUUAGACUAUGAUAUCCACAAGUGUACUUUGGAGGACUUGGAGAAAGCUAGAGCCAACUUGGGAAAAGCAUUUUCACUUUCAAAACUUGCAUUUUCCUCAGGGAAAUCAGUCAGAGUUGUAUUGUAGUAACUUGCUUGCUACAUACAGACCUUGCUUACAUAUUAAUAGAAUGUGCUCAAGAAAUAGAUGACGCAUCUCUCAAAACUCUCAAUCUAUUGGAAUUGUAUGUAGACAAAGAACUAUUGCUAUCUACAUCUCUUAUAAAAGCUGACAGUAUGGCCUCCAAAGAUCAAUUGCACAUGAGUAUUACAGGAGUGAGCAGUCACAGUCCGUCAGCUCAACACACUAGUUGGCCACCAACUGUUUACGGCCCACACUCCUCUCACACCAGAACAGAACAAUGUAUCACUGUUUCAGAUACCACUCAGAUGACUACUAGCACUCAUUCACAGUCAAGUGCUCAUUUCCAAUCGUCCAUUAGCGCUAGCACUGAACAAAUAGAGGCUAGUCCUCAAGUUUAUGACUGUCUGGGUACUCCACCAGCUAAAAGGGUGUGUUUCAAUAGCCCUCAACAGCUCAAUUCUAUAUCGGCUGCAUCCAUAUAUCCGUUGUCUACCGGAACCAGAAGCACUAUAGCAAGUUCAAGUCAGACAACACCAGCUGGUAGUCAAUACUUAGACUUCAGUGAUGUCUACAGAACACUUUAUCAAGCCAGCCCAAAAUGGUACAACCUAGGCCUAGCACUGGGCCUUGAUGCAGGUACCCUCAAUAUCAUAGAACACAAUAAUAAAGAGUGUGAAAACUGCUUAAGGAAAGCCCUAAACCAACGAUAUGCUAUCAGAAGAUUGACAUGGGCAGAAAUAGACCAAGCUUUAAGACAACCUACUGUUGAAAUGAACACAUUGGCUGACGAAAUACAAAUGAUCUUGACAAAAAGCUUAUCAACAAGUAUCUCACAUCCUAGCAGUGACCCCACUCCAGAAUGUGUUGUGAGGUAUACCAGCUUCCUCAAAGACAGGUACAAACAGAUGUCAGACAAUAGGCCACCACCAUUUAAUAUCCCUCAACAGUUGGCAGGUAGCUCACGUCAGUACAAGAGUGAUGAUAGUGAUACAUGUAUACAGCAGUAUGAAAGUGAUAACUCACUGAUAUCUGAUGGUGAAUAUUGUGAGACUGAUCAUCACACAAGCCAACAACAUUCUAUAGCAAGUUCAAGUCAAACAACACCAGCUACAUGUAGUAACCAAUUUUUAGACCUCAACGAAAUGUACACUGAACUUUACGAAGCCCGUUCAAAAUGGUACAACCUAGGCCUAGCACUGGGCCUUGAUGCAGGUACACUCGAUAGCAUUGACAUUGAACACAAGAAAUGCAAAACCUGUUUAAGGGAAGUCCUAAAACAACGAGAUAACACCACAAAGUUAUCACAUACAGAAAUAGACAAAGCUUUAAGACAACCUAUACUGUUCAAAUGAACACAUUGGCUGACAAAAUACAAGAAAAGAUAUCCACAAAAAGCCUAUCAACAAGUAGCUCACAGCCUAGCAGUGACCCCACUCCAGAAUGUGUUGUGAGGUACACCAGCUUCCUCAAAGACAGGUACAAACAGAUGUCACCUUUUUCAGAUGUCUACAGAACGCUUUAUAAAGCCAGUCCAAAAUGGUACAACCUAGGCCUAGCACUGGGCCUUGAUACAGGUACCCUCAAUAUCAUAGAACACGAUAAUAAAGAGUGUGAAACCUGCUUAAGGAAAGCCCUAGACAAACGACAUGCUAUCAGAAGAUUGACAUGGGCAGAAAUAGACCAAGCUUUAAGACAAACUACUGUUCAAAUGAACACAUUGGCUGAUAAAAUACAAGAAAUGGCCUCGAAACAAAGCCUAUCAACAAGUAGCUCACAGCCUAGCAGUGACCCCACUCCAGAAUGUGUUGUGAGGUACACCAGCUUCCUCAAAGACAGGUACAAACAGAUGUCACCUUUUUCAGACGAUUGGCCACCACCAUUGAAAGAGAAGUUUACAAAACUAGCUCUAAUAGAGAGAAAGAAACACAUUCGCUUAACUCAAGCUAAACACCAACCAUCAAUCCAGUAUGAUUACGCUACUGGUAAUGUGGACAAUAUUGUUGAGAGAAAGAAAGCGAUUACGCUAGAACAGGUCUUCGAGCCUUUAAGUGGUGAUUCCGAAAUAGCUGCACCAAACAGGUACACUGUUGUAAUGGACGGAGCCCCAGGAGUAGGCAAAACCACACUCAGCAGGAAGAUAUGCAUUGAUUGGGCACAAGGGAAGCUCAUCAAGGACCACCACAUUGUUAUCCUCAAACCACUAAGGGAACUAAGAGAUCACACAGCUGCCUCACUCUCUGACCUAAUAAAAACUGAUGACUUUAAGCAACAUGAAAGAGAGGAAAUCCUCGAUCACAUCAAGAGCACGUCUGGUUCGGGAGUUAUGUUCAUCUUUGAUGGUUUUGACGACCUGAGUAGCAAGCAACGAUCUGAUAAGAAUACUAUUUUCUGGAAUAUAAUUCGAGGGAAUUACCUACACAACUGUUCUGUGCUGGUUACAUCACACUCAUACGCCUCAGGCCCACUACAGGUAAUCAACCGUGUCAAUCGACAUAUUGAAGUAUUAGGAUUCAAGAAAAAAGAUAUUGAACAUUGUAUUAAGCAAAACGUUACAGAUAAGACAAAAGCAAAGAAGCUAAUACAGAUGCUGAAAGAGAGGUUGGAUAUUGUCUCCCUAUGCUAUAUCCCUCUAAACUGCAGGAUUGUACUGUAUGUCUACCAGCAACAAGAUACCUUACCCGACACACUCACACAACUCUAUGAGGUAUUCAUUCUGUACACACUCAAACACUACAAGAACAAAAUAUUUCAAGAACAAGAGCAUGAAAUUGACAAUGAAGAGAUAGAACAUGCUAAUACUAUAAAGAAAUUGCCACAUCAAGUUAUCAAAUGUCUAGACUGCCUAUCAGAAACUGCAUUCACAGGAAUGACUCAAGACAAACUGAUCUUUAAACAUACAGAAGUCACCAAAGAAAGAGGUGCUUUGUCACUGGGACUGCUAAACCUAAUAAAGUGUACGGGAGUAUUGGAGGCUCAUUAUUAUCAUUUCCUUAAUUUAACCAUUCAAGAGUUUCUAGCAGCCAGACAUCUCGCACUAACAAAGAGCAACAAAGACAAACUAGAGUUUAUUACAUCUAAAAUUGGUGAUGAUAGAUUUAGAAUGACUUUACUCUUUCUCUCUGGAUUGACUCAACUUGAUUUUCUUCCCAUUGAACAAGCCUUCCCAGCUCCGAAAUCAAUAGACCCUGGUGUGGAGCAUAAAUACAAAACCAAAACAAAAGAUCUGCGAAAACAAGAGAUAUCUCGUUUCUUGUUCCUAGCCCAUCUUCAAUAUGAAAGCCGACAAACAACACACAACUGGCUCUUGCCCUGUCUGGUGACCAAUUCACUCAACUUGUCAGAGCACAGUCUCUCUCAGUUCGACUGCCUUGUCUUGGCCAACUUUCUCGCCCUAACUCCCAAAGAUCACGUGUGGGAUGAGAUAAACUUGUCUCAGUGCAGUCUUAAUAAUGACCGCUUCAAGACAAUAAUUACAAAGGAACAUUCACAAAGAGACAUUCCAGUAUUGUGCUUAACUAAACAAUUAGAUGUCACUUCCAACAAUAUCAAGGCUGAGGAUUUACAUGUAUUGAUGCCACUAUUAUCAGUAGAGUCGAAGGUGGACAGCAUUAGUAUCCCACACUAUGAAUCAUGCACUGAGUUCCCCGAGUUAGGAGAUGUAUUUGUGAAAGGAUUAAGGUAUUUAUAUUUUGGUCGACACUCUACAGAUCACAAUCAAACAGUGCUAUCAAAUAGAGAGAUGAUCGUUCCCACACAUUCAAAAAUUUGCUCAGGAAUUCUUACCAAAUUUUUUGAGGUUAUUCGACUUGAAGUUUUGAAACGACUGUCACUGGCUGGCCCCAAAGCUUUUGACGAUUGCCCGGAUUGUUCUGGCUCUGGAAACGAGGCUUGGGAAAGUGUUUGCAAUGUCAUCAAAAAUAGCAAGUAUAUACAACACCUUCAAAUUCACAAGAGCCAGUUCCAUUUAUACGAUAUUACAACACUAAUGGCAUCUUUGCAAAACAAGAGAAACCUGCGUACCUUGCGUUUACAUGGAAACACAAUAAGCCUCGAGGGUCUAAUACACUUACGAAAUAACUUGCCAGUGAAUGUACGUGCUCACAUUUCAACAUCUGAGAAGGUUAAAUUAGCAAUGUCAGUACACAAAGACAAACUAGUUCAUGUUGAUAUUGAGUCACCUGACAAGUACAUACAAGAUGAUGACUCAGAGCAUCUAUUUAUGCCCUUGCUAGAAAAUUUGCCAUCGGAACUACAUGGAGUAACUGUUACCACUAAAUCAUUCGUGUCCAAGGCUCUACUUAGGUCAAUAGGAAAUAGCAAAACGGUAACUAGUUUAACAUUAGCCAAUCUUUCUAAUGAGAAGCUCACAAAAUGUGCUGGGGAAUUUCAAGAUAUGCUUAAGAAAACCAAUAGUUUGCAAACACUGAAACUGGACACAUGUGAACUGAAUGACACAUCUAUCAAACAAUUUGAGGAUAGACUCUUACUCAAUCCAACUGUGGCACUCAAGUUAAAAGACUCUAGUUGGGGAGACAGCAGCUACAUCAAUUCACUACUUACAGUGAGGUCUCAAAACCUUUCUGAGCUAAGUUUAGGAUAUACUUUGACUGAAGAACGUGUGAGACAACUUUCAGAGAUAGUCAAAACAUGCAAGCAGCUACGAGUCUUGAAAGUCAAACUAAGUGACAAUUCAGAAAGUUUCUUUCAUGCUCUAUCAGAUAAUCAAAGCCUGAGAGAACUCAGUAUCAAGACUACUGGCAAGAUGGCAACAUUGUUGUUUCAAACACUCCCAUCAACUUCCGUCACCACUUUAGAAUUAUCAAAGCUUUACGACAGUGAAGGACUUGGAAAUGAGGGAUCUUUAGCCUUUAAAGAGUACAUUCAUGGAAGUAAAGUGCUAACUGUUUUGAGAGUUCACCGGUGUGGUUUAACGGAUGAAACGUUUAAGGGAAUUACUUUUACGAAGGACUCUCCUUUGAGAGAACUUAUUCUCAAAGAUAAGUAUACAGUAAAGAAAGGUUGGACAGAACUUUUCAAUGGUCUUUGUUCAUCAUGUAUCACCACACUAGACGUCAGUGAUAAUAUAUUGCAUGGAGAGGAGUGUUGCACAGCUUUGAAACGUCUACUCAUCAGCAACAAAACACUGGCUGUUCUAAAAAUAGGUCAUUGGUAUGAGACCAAUGAUGACUUGGUUGGUUGUAUUGCUGACGCUCUGUCACAAAAUUGCUCGUUGAUGGAACUAACAAUCAACCACAGAUUAAGCAUUCGGGGAUGGACAAAACUAUUUGAAAGCUUACAUGAAAACACAACGUUAAACACGCUAGACUGUAGUGAAGCUUCUUUACAAGAACUCGACCUAAUCAAUGAAGUCGCUAAAUCUUUGUGUGAAAUGCUAAUACACAAUCAAGGCCUUUAA
This is a messenger RNA of Halichondria panicea, 6512 nucleotides long. RefSeq names its product protein NLRC3-like. The transcript has 3 exons. Bases 2445 to 6512 code for a protein of 1355 amino acids. The record is from RefSeq and is a predicted model, not a curated record. Gene Ontology annotation, biological process: intracellular signal transduction. NCBI's taxonomy places the organism in Eukaryota, Metazoa, Porifera, Demospongiae, Suberitida, Halichondriidae. Gene Ontology annotation, molecular function: protein binding.